Dipodomys ordii (Ord's kangaroo rat) is the source of this 3200-nucleotide messenger RNA. It is a transcript of the gene Cpne3, whose product is annotated as copine III. The record is from RefSeq and is a predicted model, not a curated record. Gene Ontology annotation, biological process: ERBB2 signaling pathway; cellular response to calcium ion. Gene Ontology annotation, cellular component: plasma membrane. NCBI's taxonomy places the organism in Eukaryota, Metazoa, Chordata, Mammalia, Rodentia, Heteromyidae. Gene Ontology annotation, molecular function: receptor tyrosine kinase binding; calcium-dependent phospholipid binding.
CCAGCUCCCGGUUCCUGUAAACCCCGGGCAGCCCAGGCAACCUUGCGGACUCUACCUUUCCACUACCUUCGCCAGACGUCCCUCCACUGGAUUCGCGCCUGCAGAGAUGGCUGCCCAGUGUGUCACCAAGGUGGAGCUGAAUGUUUCCUGUGACAAUCUCUUGGAUAAAGAUGUAGCCUCAAAGUCAGACCCUUUGUGUGUGUUAUUUUUAAACACAAGUGGACAUCAGUGGUAUGAGGUUGAACGUACAGAGAGAAUUAAGAAUUGUCUGAGUCCCAAGUUUUCCAAGACAUUUAUUAUUGAUUACUACUUUGAAGUGGUUCAGAAAUUGAAAUUUGGAAUUUAUGACAUCGACAACAAAACCAUUGAGUUGAGUGAUGAUGACUUCCUAGGAGAAUGUGAAUGUACCCUUGGACAAAUUGUUUCCAGUAAGAGGAUAACUCGACCACUGGUACUUAAAAAUGGAAAACCUGCUGGGAAAGGGAGUAUUACGAUUUCAGCAGAAGAAAUAAAGGAUAAUAGAGUGGUCUUAUUUGAAAUGGAAGCCAGAAAACUGGAUAAUAAGGAUCUUUUUGGAAAGUCAGAUCCAUACCUGGAAUUUCACAAGCAGACAUCAGAUGGAAACUGGCUAAUGGUUCAUCGAACAGAGGUUAUUAAGAAUAACUUGAAUCCUGUUUGGAAGCCUUUUAAAGUCUCUCUUAACUCCCUGUGCUAUGGAGAUAUGGACAAAAUCAUUAAGGUAGAGUGUUAUGAUUAUGACAAUGAUGGAUCACAUGAUCUUAUUGGAACAUUUCAAACUACCAUGACAAAACUGAAAGAAGCUUCCAGGAAUUCACCUAUUGAAUAUGAAUGCAUAAAUGAAAAGAAGAGACAAAAGAAAAAAAGCUAUAAGAAUUCAGGUGUUAUUAUUGUGAAACUCUGUGAGGUUGGUUGGCUUUUGUCACUUAUAACCAGUGAUAAAAUGUUUCCAGCUUUUGGUUUUGGAGCUCAGAUACCUCCUCAGUGGCAGGUAUCCCAUGAAUUUCCAAUAAACUUUAAUCCAGCCAAUCCCUACGUAAUGCAAUAUUUUGUGCUCUUGAUCAUUACUGAUGGUGUGAUCACAGACCUUGAUGAAACCAGACAAGCUAUAGUUAAUGCUGCCAAGCUGCCUAUGUCCAUCAUCAUUGUUGGAGUUGGAGGAGCUGACUUCAGUGCCAUGGAAUUUCUGGAUGGUGAUGGAGGAAGUCUCCGUUCCCCAUCUGGCGAGGUGGCCAUCAGAGAUAUUGUUCAAUUUGUACCUUUCAGACAAUUCCAGAAUGCUCCUAAAGAAGCCCUGGCUCAGUGUGUCUUGGCGGAGAUUCCCCAGCAGGUGGUGGGCUACUUCAACACAUACAAACUCCUUCCUCCCAAGAACCCAGCGACAAAAUAACUAGAGCCACAAUCACAGCCAAGGGAACUCCUCUGCCUCCUCUGUGAGAAGCGAUGCCAUCAUGUACACACAACCAUGAAUCUGCCACGUUGUGUACUCCUCACUCCCAGCGUUUAGGAUGCAGAUGUUGUGGGGUUUUAGUUUUAUUUUUUGAAGAUUCUUUUUAAAGCAUAGUUUUUGUGCUUUUUGAAGCAGCCAGUGCCAAGUCCAACUUUACCCAACCAAUUCAGCAACUGCAGAUGAUUUACAGUAAUUGUACUGAAGCCAUUUGGAUUGGAACUUAGUAUAGGGAAAGCUGGUUUUUGUUGUUUUGUUGUUUACUACCCUGUGGUGAAAAUGUCAUGUUUUAAUGUUUGCCAUUAGAAAGAAUGGGCGAUUGUUAAGAUGAUAUACUUUUUGCAGCUUGCUGGGCUUUGCAGUAAACGUUUCACAAUCAAUGUCCAGGUCAUUGACUGAGCAAGCUUCUUAAAUUAGACCAUCCUGACUUUGCUUUGAUAGUCCUAUCUUCAGUCCUUCCUCUGGGGUUCAAACUACGUGGUAUACUUUUGCUGCAUGUAGUCUACAUGUAGUCUCACGGGACCACAGGGAACGAAAACAUGUACUCAAUGUUUGAAAUGCACAGUUAAUAAGUAGGGAGCUUCUCAUGCCUUUUUAGGUUUCUGUUGUCAUUGUGGAGCACUGUAAGCGUGCUGAAUGAGACACUCAGGAUUCUGUAGAAGCAUAGAUCUUAAACUGUCCCAGAUUCAACAUCACUAGAUUAUUUUAAUUUGAGUUUAUUAAAUGGUUAGUAUCUGUUUCUAGGAGAGCAAAAAGGACCAAACAUAAAGGUGAAAAUUCAGAAUUCUAGUUCCUUCUGAAUAAAGAAAGAUUAAUUUAAAUAGAAAGGCUGCCAAGUAAUUUUUAUACUUCUCCUUGCUAAGGUCCCAUAUAUUAAUUUGUACAGAUUUAUUUAGACAUUUUUUCCUUUUUUUAAAGUGACAUUUUUCUGCUUUUUACCCAUUAUGCAUGCAUUAAUCAAAAUCACCUUUAGCAUCUUAAUAGCAUACAAUUUCAUAAUUCUCAGAAUUCAUCUUCCUGAGUAGCUAGGAUUACAGGCUUGAGCCACCAGUGGCUCUACUUUUUCUUUGAAGAGUAGAAUAUAUUUUCCUAACUGUACCCAUUAGGAAUAUUAUGUAUUAAAUAUUACAUUUUCAGAAUAGAUUCAGUAACCUUUGAUUAAGGAACUGGGUGCCAAGGACUGUGCAUAUCUAUAUCUAUAUGUUGUCCCCUAUGAGAACAUUUAAAAUUGUGUGCUUAUCCCGUGUCCCUGAGUGGAUGCCCAGAGCAGCCGUGUGAUUAGACUCUCCACAUUAUUGGAGAUCUGCUGCACAGCCUCUGCCUCUUCUCUCUACAGCAUGUGAAGGAAGUAAGCAGUCUGCCACUAACACCUUAGCUUCCUGAAAACGCUCAUAAGGUACCUACUUGCCACAGGUACUGAGCCUAGGUGGGCAGUUAACCCUUCAUACUUGGCUAUCUGGCCUCUGGGGGUGACUCUUAACCCCAAGGCCCCCACCUAAUAGGCUGCUGAUCUAUUGAAUGGCUCAUCAGCUAAUAAAUGAUUUCAAAAUUAACAACAGAAAAGAAAAGUGAGCAUUUUUUCCUUUUGUUGAGACUUCAUUGUUUCAGAUGUCCUAAUUUUGGUUCUGUGUACUUGUGAACAGAAUAGAUGAGUUGCUAUAGUUUGCCAUGUUUCCUUCUUUAAACAUAGAAAUGUGUUUAAUAAACGACUUACAUGUAUUUUCAGUGUGUGGAA